AUGUCGGGCGCCUUCCCUCGCUGGCUUGGGGCGAAGGAGCUUCAACAGGAAGCGGCCAAGGAUGUUGCAAAGGUGGACGCAGAGUUCUCCGACUUGCUGCAGAAGCAAGCGCUGGAGCGAAACGCCCUCAGGGAAGAGGUUGAGGACCUGAAGCGGAAGCAGGCAGCAGACCGUGAGCUUGCAGCUUCCAAUGUGCGCGAUCGUGAGAAGGCUGCCGAGGAUCUCCAGGAGCUUGAGCAAGAGCUUGCGAAACUCCGGGUGGAGGAGGAGGAGCUUGUCCACGCGCAUGUGACUCUCAAGGCCGGGCUGCUCGCACAGCGCCGGCGCGCGCGCAGCGUGCCUGGGCCGGGAUCGCCAAGCUCCCGGACGUCCUCGGAAGCGCGAGGAUCGCCGCCGAUCAACCGGCCGAGACCAGCUUCUGUGCCAGCGAACUCCCCUGCAAAUUCCAUGGAGGCAAACUCGCCUCGGAACUCCAUGUGCCAAGAGGACGGCGCGUCGGCACAUUCCUCUUUGCCCAUGUCUUCUUCCCGCCGGACAUCACAG
Molecule: messenger RNA, 543 nt
Organism: Symbiodinium sp. CCMP2456
Lineage: Eukaryota; Dinophyceae; Suessiales; Symbiodiniaceae
Source: the annotation of a GenBank genome assembly